AUGGAGCGAGGGCUGCGCCCACGGGGCGGGUUUGCGCGUCUCCCCUUCGCCCUCCCGCUCCUGCUGCUGUGCGGUGGGGCUGCUGCCCCCCAGGGGUCGGCGAGGCCCGAGGUGCCCGCGCCCUUGCUUUGCAAUGUCAGCUUGGACAGCCCGCCCGAGGAGCGCUGGCUGCCGGUCCUGCGGCUCCACUUCGACCCGGCGCUCCUCCGAGAAGCUUUCGUGCAGCUCAUCGAGUGAGUGCAAACCGGGAGGGGGAUUUGGGUCGGGGUGUCAUUCUCUCCGCUGCUUUUUCCUUCCUUGUAAUCCUGGUUCAUAUGAACUUCGGAAAGAGGGUGGCCGGAUCCAGCUCUGGGCUUGACCUUGCACUCACUAUUGGUCUCCACUCAAUCCUAGACCAUGGGUAAGCAAACUAAGGCCUGGGGGCCGGAUCCGGCCCAAUCGCCUUCUAAAUCCGGCCCGCGAUGGGUCCAGGAAUCAGCGUGUUUUUACAUAAGCAGAAUGUGUGCUUUUAUUUAAAAUGCAUCUCUGGGUUAUUUGUGGGGCAUAGGAAUUCAUUCAUUUUCAAUUUUUUUUUCCAAAAUAUGGUCCGGCCCCCCACAAGGUUUGUGGGACAGUGGACCGGCCCCCUGCUGAAAAAGUUUGCUGACCCCUGGACUAGAGCCCCGUCUUCGGCGGAUACCCUCACCUGCAGGGCCAGAUUUAGGUUUGACGAGUCCCUAAGCCAGUGGUGUCCAAACAUUUUUCAAAGAGGGCCAGAUUUGAUGAAGUGAAGGGCCGUGAGGGCCAAACAAAGGGCCAACCAAAGUUGUGCUUUUUUAGGAUUGAAAUUGUUGAGCUAUUUUUUAGGGUUGAAGUUGUUAAGGUCUUUUUUAGGAUCUUACCCCAGGAAAUAAACUGCUGGAUAUUAGGCCCCUGAAACAGACUUUGGACAUCCCUGCCCUAAAACUACUGAAGGUAAUGGGGCCCUUUCUAUGUCCAGCAGUCCUUUGUCAACAACAAAUUGUUGCUGUUUUUUUGUGUUGAAUAAAUACUAUAUGGUAAUUUAUGGACCAAAUAGGUAUCUAAAGCCAUUUGCACAUGCAGAAUGUAGGCACCCUAUAUAUAGAAAUGAGCAAACCUGUGAUAUUUUAGGGAGCAGGCUAGCAGGUGGGGCCCAUUACUUACAUCACAGGAGCCUACACAACACAAAACACUAUUGCUGUAUGUAGGUUUUAUUUUAUUUGUUUUUUAUCUUAUACAGUGGUACCUCGGGUUAAGUACUUAAUUCGUUCCGGAGAUCCGUUCUUAACCUGAAACUGUUCUUAACCUGAAGCACCACUUUAGCUAAUGGGGACUCCCGCUGCUGCCACCGCGCCGCCGGUGCACGAUUUCUGUUCUCACCCUGAAGCAAAGUUCUUAACCCGAGGUAGUAUUUCUGGGUCAGCGGAGUCUGUAACCUGACACGUCUGUAACCUGAAGCGUAUGUAACCCGAGGUACCACUGUAUUUUGGAAAUGUACAUCCAGGUUUUUUUCCCUUUAAUUUUUUUGGGGGGCCCCAAGAGAGUGGGGCCCAGUGGAUGCUCUGGUUGCAAACAUGCCUCCCACACGGAUCACGUUUGCGACCCACAGCGCCGCGUCUACACAUGCACGGGUUGCGAUUCGGCGCUUCUGCAAGCGCUGAUACCCGAAAGUAACCCAUUCCGGUACUUCCGGGUUUCAGCGUGUCUGUAACCCGAAAACGCGCAACCUGAACCAUCUGUAACCCGAGGUAUGACUGUAUUCCGCAGCCAGGUGGCCCCCGUUGGGUUCUACCACCCAGAGUAGGAGAAAACAAGCUUGUUCCAUCUCCCAUGCGGCAGCCCUCUAGAUACAGUCGUGCCCCGCAAGACGGAAAACCCGCCAGACGAAAGGGUUUUCCGUUUUGGAGGUGCUUCGCAAAACGAAUUUCCUAUGGGCUUGCUUCGCAAGACGAAAAUGUCUUGCGAGUUCCUGCGGGAUGUUUUUCCUUCCCCCUUUUCCCAAGCCGCUAGCCGCUUAUCAGCUGAUCCGCUAAGCCGCUUAACAGCUGAUCGCUAAGCCGCUUAUCAGCUGAUCCGCUAAGCCGCUUAACAGCUGAUCCGUUAAGCCACUAAGCCGCUUAUCAGCUAAGCCGCUAAGCCGCUUAUCAGCUGAUCCGCUAAGCCCGCUAAACUGCUAAUAGCGCUAAUCCGCUAAACCGCUAAUGGGCUUGCUUCGCAAGACGAAAAAACCGCAAGAUGAAGAGACUCGCGGAACGGAUUCUUUUCGUCUUGCGAGGCACCACUGUACUUGAUGUACUGCUUUCUUGUCUUGCAUUGCAGCAAAGUGGUUCCCAAGUGGGUUCAUGCGAUUAUCCGGCCUCUGGCGGAAGAAAUAGAAUCCUUUGUGCCUCAGCCGUUUGCAGGCGAGAUCCGGGGACUCUGCCAAGCCCUGGGGCUGAACGUUGGGGAUGGCUUGCUCCUUAACUUGGCCUACGAAAUUACCACGUAAGUGUUCUUGAUAUUGGUGAAGAAGAGCCCGCUGGUGCAAGGAAUCCUUCCUUGUUUGUUUUAUCCGUCAAUGAAAGAUGAAUGAAAACAUUAGUACAAUCAUCUGUUGUGUGGGGAGAAGUGGGGUUUUCCCUGUCUGUGCAAACUUAAAAACACACUUGCUCAGAUUUCUUUUUAAUUUAAAUUUAAAUCUUUACAAGCUCUGCAGCCACUGUUCUCAGUGCGCCUUUCAAGUGAGGAAAUAAGAUUUUUUAAAAAGAAAUAUAUUAAUGCACAAUACAUAAAAGGGUAUCAUAUCAGAGCAGAAUAAAAUACCAACAUUAAAAUACCAACACCUCAAAUGCAUGGGAGUGCUCUUUUGCGUCAGUGAUUGAUGCUGGCCGCCAUUUUGAAUCAAUAUGGCAAACGGAAACAUCACAUUAGUGUGACUUUCUCUGUUUCUUUAGCAUCACUUCAGCUGCUUCUCGAGAUAUUGGCACCAGUCUCUGCAUGACGGUUCCCAAAGUGGAGGUGGCAGUCUUUGUUGAUGUUUGGAUGCCAGGGGCCAUUUUGAAUCAAGAUGGCGGACCAAAAUGUGGCUUUGGCAUGACUUCACCUGGUUUUUUUUUGGCGUGGCGGGUCCAAGCUCAUAAAAUUGCACUAUCCAUUUGAAGGUCUCAAUAUUUUUUGGUUGCAAAAAAUAUUUGGGCAGAAUUAAACACUCCCAGCUACUUGUGUGCACAUAUGUAGGUAGGUAGGUAGGUAAAUAUUGUACUUUGACAAACCUUCAAGUUAUAAUGACAAUUAUAAUACAACUCUCUGGUUUUGGGCCCCAUUUCUGUUGGCACUCACCAUUUGAGUUCUCUGUUAGAGGGAGCGAUCUUCCUAGAAGUCCGUAGCCAAAGAAUUGGCUGGCCACACCAAAUCAGUGUGUGAAAUUGAGCUUCCCCCUCUUGGGAACCCCUCCUUGGUUCAGUCUCUCAUCAUUGUUUGCCCUCUGUCGUGCUUGUUUUCUAGACGAAGCGUCAGGGAAAACAUGUUCUUUUUGUGAGUGUUUGUGAGUGUCCUCUUUUUCUACGCCACUGUCUUGUUUUUUUCCAUAUAAUUUUUUUAUUAGUUUUUUAGCAUAUCAUUUUCAAAAGUAAUUAAACAUACUUUUACAUCUUAUUCAAUUUUUUGACUUCCAUCAAUCCUGUCUGAAAAUUUUCCAAUCUAAUCUCUUCACUCUUGUUUUCUUAUCCCACAGAUAUUGCACCAGUAUCAUCGCUCAGGACACUAACGGGAGCAUUUAUCAUGGCCGGAAUCUGGAUGCACCCUUUCUCGACAUUUUUCAGAAGACAACCAUAAAUGUGGACUUUUUAAAGAAUGGGCAGGUAUAGAAAGCUCUUGGCAGCAGUGAAGUAUCACUGCGAGAAGCACAGGGAGCAUGCAUUUUUGCCAAGUUGCUUUUUAGAUUCUCUAUUAUCCAGGAUUCUGCAAUAGUGUCAGUCAUAUUUUCCACAGGGGGAGGUGAGGUGUGAGAUUUAGACACCUGACUGCCUAGGGCAGAAAUGGGGGCGCCUUCCACUUCUGCAUAUGCUUGGCACAUUUAAAGUGCAUGACAUCCCCAAAAGGAUUCUGGGAACUGUAGUUUGCUAAGGGUGCUGGGAAUUGUAGCUGUGUGAGGGGGUAAACUGCAGUUCAAAGAGCUCUUGGGGUGUGUUCUAAAUGUGAAGCAUGUUUGCAGCCCAGGUAUAGUUGAGCUGCAAUUCCCAUAAGCCACAAACACUGUGGCCCAAUGAUCAAGGUUUUAGCAAAGUCAAAUAAUGCAGGCGACCUCUAGAGAGAUAAUAAUGUUUUUGGAGCUUUCCCCUCAUUGUUUUUUUGCAUUAGUAAAUGAGAGAGAUUGAAUUUUAACCUUUUCUUCCUAAACCCUGAGCUAAAGCAUUUUAAGUAUUAGAGCCUCAGUUUACAUUCAAAUAAAGGUCUCUGUUUUCUUGAAGUUAAAUUACUUACAUACCUGAUCAUGUUUUGGGGUGUGCUUUGCAUUAAAAGCAGUUAUGGUUAACUACAGUCCAUUCUGUGUCCUUUUUAUUUUUAGGUAAAAUUCAGAGGCACUACAUUUUUCGGUUACGUUGGUAUAUGGACAGGACAAAGUCCAUAUAAGUUUACAUUUUCUGGAGACGCAAGAGGUAAGCAGAUUUCAUUCUUCCUGAACAGAAGAAUCACAUUUCUGCCACAUCCUACAGAAAAAUGUCAGCUCUGCUUUGAUUCCCUCCCCGCUUCCAUUCUGGAGCAUAAUGUAGAUUUAAAAAAAAAAAAGAUUUAAAAGAAUGUUAAAGAGAGAAAAUCAUAAUUAAAACCAGAAAAUUACAGUAAAACAUAGCGCAACAUCCAUGAUACAUAUCGGUACGGCCACAUUUGGAAAAUAGUACACUUCAUACACAGUGCGGGUGGCGCUGUGGGUUAAACCACUGUGCCGCUUGGGCUUGCCGAUCGAAAGGUCGGCGGUUCGAAUCCCCGUGAUGGGGUGAGCUCCCAUUGUUCGGUCCCAGCUCCUGCCAACCUAGCAGUUUGAAAGUACACAGUGCAAGUAGAUAAAUAGGUACCGCUCCAGCGGGAAGGUAAAUGGUGUAUCCGUGCACUGCUCUGGUUUUGCCAGAAGCGGCUUAGUCAUGCUGGCCACAUGACCCGGAAACACUGUCUGCAGAAGUGGACAAAUGCCGGCUCCCUCGGCCUGUAAAGCGAGAUGAGCGCCGCAUCCCCAGAGUCGUUCGCGACAGGACUUAAUUGUCAGGGGUCCCUUUACCUUCACCCUUUUACACUUCAUAAGCCAAAACACCUGGACAGAUGGGAACCUCUUUAGCUUUCUUUUUUGGAAAUAGUAACUGGGGGGAAAGACGAGACUUUGCCUGGGAGUUCCAUAAAUGGGGAGCCACCGCUAAGGAGGCCCUGAUAGAUAGCUCCCACCCCCAGGAAUGAAGAUCAAGGCUUGCAGACAAAAAAUGGGCAGUUCUGUUGCAUUCUGAACAAUAUGGGCAAUGCAUUAUACGGUAUACAGUCGUUCCUCGGCUCCCGAAUGCCUUGGUAGUCGAAUGAUCUGACUCCUGAACCAGCGAGUGUUCUGGUUUUUGAUUUUUUUUGGAAUCUGAACAUCCAAUGGGGCUUCUACAGUUUCUGAUUGGAAGUCAAAUGUUUCCGUUCGACUUCCGAGGUACGACUGUACUUGGGUAAUGUAUAUAGUACAUUGCAAUAACAAAAAUAAUGGGCCUGGGCCUGGUCCUCCCACAGCGGGCAGGAUAACAGUGCUGUAAUGUACCAGGAGGAGGAGGAGGAGGGGCAAAGCCCGCAACUUGCGCAGUGACCAGUGACUUGAGCACCAGUUGGGCUCUGCUGGCAAGUUUGCACUACGCUGACCUUGCCACUCCCUUACUCCUCCUCCCUAUCAAUAUGCCCCCAUAACGCAGGUGGAGGGAGGUCAGGUAAGCACUGCCACUCUGUCUAUGGUCUGUUCUGUGAUUUUAUUUUGCUUUGAAGAAAUGCUUUUUAUAUUCAUUCUGGCCAUUUGGGAUGGGAGCUCUUAAGCACUGAAGCAAUAGGAGGAAACGGCCUAUGUUUGUGACGGCUGAUUCUCACGAGGCGUUUCUCUUCCCCUUACACGCUCUUAUAGAUCGUAGCGCAUGGUGGGAGACUGCAAUUGCCACUUUCCUGAAUCGAAAUUCUCCGACCAGCUGGCUGGCCAGGACUGUAAGUAGCCAAAGUUUUGCUCUUUUCAGAUUUGUUGCUCACUAACCACCAAGUUGCUGAAAAUCCAAGUGUUAAUUAAUCUUUCCUCUCUCUUUUUACGAUUGAACAGAUAACGUUGCUUUGUAAAAUAGUUCUAGGGGUGGUGAAGGUUCAGAAAUGUUAUAAUUUGUGUAGCGCAGAAAAAGAAUGGUCCCUGCCCAGUACAUCUAAGAAUUUGCAAGGGUGGUUUUUUUGGGUGGAGGGGGCUAUUACAAAUGGGAAAAAUGUGCAUUUAGUUUAUUUCUCUUAUUUAUUAAGAUAUUUUCCGUGCUUCCUGUGACAGAUGGUUUCGUUUUGGGUUUUUUCCGAGAGCAGGAGAAGCCAGCAUGGUGCCCUCCAAAUCUAUUAUUAUUAUUAUUAUUUUAUUAUGAUUUAAUCUUAAUUUAUUUAUUUAUACCCCACCUUUUUCCUUGACAGGGACUUAAGGCAUCUUUCUUUAUUACCUGUCCUUCACCUUGAGGCCCCAGGGGAGGUCCCAACACUUUAAAAUGCAACAUUUAAAACAGUUUAAAAGAAACCACAAUUGCAAGAAUAGAGGGUGGGGUCCUUAAAAAUAUGCGUUUCAAGACCAACAACACUCGGUUUUCUUGAUAGAACUCAAACCAUUGCAGCAAAAGUAAAUUUCUUUCAGAUGUCAUGACAUUCAGCUUUGAAGUCACUUUUCAUCAGCACAGAUCUUAAACAACAAUCUUUGCAUCCUCUGUUGAAACCUGUUUCAGGCUGCUAAAUGUGCCAGUUAAAAACAAACAUCAUUCUGAGGCUUGUUUUGCUUGCCAGCUGUUUCAGGCGCUCUCCCCUUGGUGCUUUUCAGCUUAGCUCUGCAAACUCUCCUUCCUUGGAGGCUUUUAAGCAGAUAUCGGAUGCCCACCUGUCAAGGAUGCUUUAGCUGAGAUUCCUGCAUUGCACAGAGGUCUCUUCUAUGUUUCUAUGAAAUAUGAGGACUAGAAGGUUGCUUCCUUAAAAUGGGAAUUCAGGUUUUCAGGAUUCUGAUAAGCAGCAACUUGGUUACUUCUGGAGCCUUGGGGGUAAUGCACAGUGUGAUAAAUGUUUGCAGGUUUGCCGGCUCCAGACCCAAAGUGGGGCUUCUGUGACUUCUCCCAACUCUACAGCCGAUGGGAAAAGCUGUACCGUUUAUGCAACCCUUAAAGGCACAGGAGCCCCCUCAUGGUGUGGACCUCCCAGUCCAUGAAAUAUACUCGGAGUCAAGAGUGGAUUUCAUGCUCUUUAUUCAGCUCAUAGUAGAGAGGAAUGGAAGUUUCCCCAAAAUAUCUGCUUUAUAUACAUUAUUUAUACAGUGGGCCGCACGUGAUUGUCUAAUUCCUGGAUUCUCCUGUAGGCCAAUCAGGUUGCGGAUUCACUUCCACCUGGAGCUGGAUUGGGUGGUUCCUGUGGACCAAUCAGACUGCUGCAUUCUGAAUCCUAUUGUUCUAGGACCAAUCAGACUGCUGCAUUUGGAUCCUAUUCAACUCAGUACAUAACAGUCCAAAAUGCCCACUCUUGUUUCUGCUUUGCUGCAGGUUUUGAGCGAAGCUGAGGACUUUGAGGCUGCUGCUCUCAUGCUGUCCAAGACACCGAUUAUAGCAAACGUCUACUUCAUCAUUGGGGGCACGAAGCCGGGGGAAGGGGCAGUCAUUACGAGAAGGAGAAGCGGUCCAGUCGAUAUUUGGCCCUUGGAUCCUCUGACUGGAGGGUAAGCAUGAAAUUUUGUAACCCUGGGUUUUGUAGGAAACAAGUUAUGGAUUUGUAGAUGGAGGGGUAUAAUUGCCCCUUGGUGUCUUAUGAGCAGGGCAGAGUGUUGGGAAAUAAAUAACUGGGGAGCACCAGUAAUUGUGAAGUGCUCCCCCCAUGUGUGGGGAAUCACAGAGAAAAAACGGCUGACUGCCUGAAUUAAAAAAGUGUAUGGGGCCUGAUUCACUCUUUAGCCAAAAUAGCCCCCAGCAGAGUUUAAAACACAAAUCUAUGCAGUAUUUGCAAAGCACGGGGAAUAUAGAUUGUUACAUCUUUAAAUGUCCCAGUAUGAAUGAACUUUAUUACGGUCACAGACCAGGAUAAAACAAACAAACAAACAAACAAAAACAAAAACAAAACCAUAUGAUAAUGAGAGUGGAGGCUAGCAUCUGCCUAACAUCAAUCUACAAAUGGCUGACAUUGAAUCUGCUCCCCCGCGGGAUAGCCCCAUUGAUCCUCUGCGACCAAUUCCAGUCAGGCUGGCAGACUGCAGUCCUGAACACCCUCCGGAAACUGGGUUUUGCCCCUCAAGCCCUUCUAAGUCUGGGCUUGGGCCCGGCAAAAGCUACAGUCAGGCAAAGAAUAUUAGACACCGAGAGACAACAGGACUGCGCAAGGUGCCCCGACUAUAAAAUUGGAGAAAUCGAGAGAGAUAUAGCCGCACCGGCAGCAUAUCUCUUCUUUCUCGUAUCUAGAAAUGCAAGAAGGGCCUUUACACUCACCAGAAGCUCGGCUCUUCCCUCGCCGGUCCUGGAUGGAGCCUUUAGAAAAGUCCCCUAUGCUCAGAGACUUUGCACCUGUCCAUUGGGAGAGAUAGGAAGCCCAGAACACUUGUUCUUUAGAUGUCCCUUUUAUGAAGAGGCACGUAGUAAGAUCAUUGAUCCCCUACUGGUGAGGCUCUGCGACCUCCCGCAAAAGCAAAAAUUUUACCUUUUGCUGUUAGGCAAAGAUCAGAAGAUGACCUGGAUGGUCGCCAGAUUCUGUGUACAAUGUCGCAGUAUUAAGCACUUACAAUUCUUCCCCCUCCUCUAUCCCUCUCGGAGUGAAUAGACUACAACCUUUAGUAGGUUAAAAUGUUUUACUUACAGUAACCACAGCUCUCAUCAUGAAUACAGCAGAAACAACACAGGUAUUCUGGGUAACAAAAUACAAAAAGCACCUUCACGUAUUGUGGUAAUCAACUUAAGUUUUGCUCAGAGAACACCCGCUGAAAUUAAUGGACCUCCCUGGAUCUUGUUCCUUAAUUUUAGUGGCUUGAACCAAUGAAUGUUCUAGACCUUACAGAUAGUAGGUCUGAAAAGCUUUUUGAGGGAACUAAUCCACCCCUUAAAAAAAAAAGUAAGUACCUUAUACCCAUAUGGCAAAAGGAUACAGUGAUAAAGUUUUAAUGUUCAUUUUAUGUAGGUGGUACCGGAUAGAGACAAACUAUGAUCACUGGACCACCCCUCCUCCUCUAGAUCAUCGAAGGUAUGUUUUGCUGGGUGGUAAACUGUGUCAAGAUGAUCUUAUUUUAAAGAAGAAAAAGAACUGUACAUGCAUACUUUGUUAUACUUCCACAGUUGGAAUAACUCCCUUUUGCGCAUAGGUAGGGUUGUCAGGCUGAGUCAAUCAAAACUGAUCUCACAAAGCGAGACUGCAUGUUGCUCAGUCUGCUGUUCUUUUAUUAUUUUAUUUUUGCAUGGUCAAUGAGAAUCGCAAAGCACUCGGACGCCUCUUACCUGCGGUAUGAAAUGGUCUUCUGCGCCACGAGAUUUGCCAGCUGCGACUUAUCCGCUAACAUUUUAUUGUUACUCUGCAGAACCCAAGCCGUGAAAGCACUGAAUGCCACCGGACAGAAAAAUAUUAAUCUCGAGUCUCUCUACAAAGUAAGUCUUCGGUUUUACAUCCUGCCCGUUUUAUAAACAAAACAAAACUCGCUUUUAUUGAGGUAUUUACGCUAGGAUAGUUCUCUGUUGGGUUUUUUCAAGGUUUGCCACAUUUGCAAACGAGAACCUUUUGGGGGUAACACACACACACACACACACACACACCAGAGCGUAUUGUAUUGGCUGCAAUGCAGUGCUUCUUUCAUGCCUAAUUUCAGUUAAGGGGUUGAGCGAUUACCUCUUGGGGUGCCUUUGCAAAUGUCAGGCUUCAGGGAACCGGCUUCGGCCCCCGGGGCAGUAGAUAAGCAGAACAAAGGAAAAGGAGUGUUCUUACCUGUUAGAAACUUUAAUAAUCACAGCGAGAGAACAAAGAACCCACCUCCUAGAAAUGGCGGUGCUCCCAAUUAUGGAUCACACCUCCUUCUGUCCCUAUUAGUCUAUGCCACUCCUAUGUCUUGUAAUCUGAGCUUGUACCCUCUGUGCUUUCUGUGCUGACACUUUCUGAGCUGUCAAUAACUUGGAGACAAGGGGUGUGUGUAUGUGAAUGCUUCCCAGAGACGGUGAAUCUGUUAACCCUCUCUCUUCCAGUGUUUCUUCUCUUAGCUGUUCCCCAUCCAGCAUUUCCCAGCUUCUGCUUUCUGAACUAUGCCCCUCUGCAAACCACUGUUCCAAAUCUACACUGUCCUCCUGCUCCUGGGAAAAUUCAAGAUCUAGGGGAGGGGGAGGCUCCCACCAUUCCUCCUCAGCGCACCCCUCCUCAACACAGUCCCUGACACAUACAGGUGCCAUUGCCCCUGUACUCAGGAAGGCCCUUCCUUUUGGCAUAAAUGAACUACCAUCCAUCAGUUGCUUUGUGUGUCUUGUAAAGGCCUUUCUUUUUGCCCAGGCUUUCCAUGGCCCACAAGAUUGGACACUGUUAUUACAGGAAAACCCUUCAUUUAUGAGCUACCGUGUAUAAGCACAACACACUGAACCCAGAAGUGACCCAAGAGCUUUAAAAAAGAGGCAGGAUGGGACAGGGUGCUUGCAGGCUUUUUCUUUUUCUUCAAAAUUUUUUAUUAGUUUUCCAAUAAAUUUUUUAAACAAACAAACAAAUACACAAACAAAAACAUAAAUCUCAGCCUUUUUAAACCAAUCUUAGUAACAUUGUUAACUGACUUCCCUGUAUCCCCCUCGUUGAAUUUCAGUGUAUAUCAUUUUAACUGUUUUCCAAAACCAAUGUUCUUAUAAAAUUAACUUAAUCACUUAACAUCUUUCUUUCUUCCAAAUUUGGCAUUAAACAUAUUAGUUAAUCACAUUACAUAUUUAAAUCCUAAGCCUAUCUGAUAUUUGCAAGCUUUCCAAUUAAGUUAACAUAUUUAACUACCGUAAAUAGUCUUUAAAUUUCGUCCAUUCCUCCUGGUACUUCUCCUCCUCCUUCCUGUCAGGUCAGCUAGCUCUGAAAAAUCAAUCAUCUUCAUCUGCCAAUCUUCCACUGUUGGUAUUUCUUGUGUUGCUUGCAGGCUUUUUCAACUGUGUUUCAAAUAUACGUGAUUUCACUGGUGCACGUGGUGCCUCAAAACGUAACCCCCUUCAACGUUUUAAAAGGUUCAGCUGUUUAGAAAUGCUUCUAAAUACAUAAAUAAAUGGACUCCUUUCAUUUCAUUUUGUUUUUUCCCAGGUAUUAUCAGUCUAUCCAGUCUUAAAUGAGUAAGUUUUGUUUGUGUUCUUUCUGUAAUAGGUUUGGAUUCCACCCUGCCCGCCUUCCUUUAGGCCUCGGAUGGGGAACCUCUGCCCCCACCAAAUGUUGUUGGACUACAAAUCCCAUCAGCCCUUGCAAGCAUGGCUGAUGGCUAGGGGUUAUGGGAGUUGUAGUUCAGCAACACCUGGAGGCUGGCCUAUGGCAGGACUAGCUGACAUGGCGCCCUCCAGGUGUUGCUGGACUACAACUCCCAUGAGCCCCCAACCAGCGUGAUGAUGGGAGCUGCAAUCCAGCAGCAUUUCAAGGGCACCAAGCCAGAUGAGGUUGUAUGAUGGAGUCCCUUUUAAUUCCUGGGAUCUAGCAAGGAUCCAGCUGCUGAAUUAGCCAGGCAAGGGCCAUUAGGGUCCCUUAAGUAUGGGUCAUUAAGGUAACAAAUGGCUCUGUGCCAGAGGAAAUGGCUCUGUGCCAGAGGACAAAUAGGUGGGGGCCCCUCUCUUGCCUUGCUGGUAGUUCGAAGGACAAAAGCCAGAGUGGAAUGUGUGCUCUAGAAGCAGGCUGUAGCUGGGCAGCGGAGAGGCAGAGCCAUGCCUGAUUUCUGCUGGAUCCAAGACUGUGGCUAUGGCAGAAGUAAGACCCUUUUGGGGCAUUAAUACAGUGGUUAAGAACUUAAUUCGUUCUGGAGGCCUGUUCUUAACCUGAAACUGUUCUUAACCUGAAGCACCACUUUAGCUAAUGGGGCCUCCUGCCGCCGCCACCGCACCGCCACUGCACAAUUUCUGUUCUCAUCCUGAAGCAAAGUUCUUAACCUGAGGCACUAUUUUUGGGUUAGUGGAGUCUGUAACCUGAAGAGUCUAUAACCUGAAGUGUAUGUAACCCGAGGUACCACUGUACUGUGAGCCUCUCCGUCAUAAGUUGCACAGCCUCUGCUGUCCCUCGUUCCAAGGAAACCGAACGCUGGGUAAGCGCCUGGAACACCUGGAAUCUCACAGUGCUCAGAGAUUGGGGUGCCGUUCAACAGUAUAUACCAGGGAUGCCCAACAGAUCGAUCGCGGUCGACUGGUUGAUCCCCGGAAGGUUUUGGUAGAUUGUGGUCGAUCGCGGGCUCCGGUGGAAAAAGAGCAUCUUUGACCUGAACCCCCCAAAACGGGACUUUCCUCCCUAAAGAAAGCUCAACAAUUUUGACCUGAAACACCCCCCCCCAAAAAAAGGGGUAGAUCACUGCCAGUUUUUUGUUCUGUGAGUAGAUCUCUUGGGAUUUGGACGUCCCUGGUAUAUACCAUGACUCAAUUCGUUUCCUAUUCUUUACCAGGGGAACAGUUUACACCACCGUAAUGAGUGCUGCAACCCCUGGCAAUUACAUGACACGGAUCAGGAACUUGGUGUGAAAACGUGUAAGUUCUGAUAUUUAAUGCAGAUUAUCAUUUGGAAUAGAAGUUCGGACACCCAUCCAAAUACCCGGCACUUCCAGCUUGCAAUUAGGGGUGUAAGAAGGUGUCAGUUUUCGUCCCACCUUGCAUUCGUCACGUGCAAUACUGUUUACAUUUUGCAGCAGUUCUUCUGCCAAAGCCCACAGGAUCUGUCUUGCUGUCCGCUGUGGCAAAACUACAUCAUUUGCUUAAUUAUGUUAUUGCACCCCAUCCAUUUCAGUGCCAAGAAAACACAAUGCAAAUUAAGCGGGUGGGACGUAACUAAUUACAUAUCAUUUGCACACUGAAAGCCAACGACACCAGAAAAUUCUGAUUAUAUUCGCUGGAUGGAUUUUAGUUCCAGACAUGGAGCAAAUAAGCAGCCAAUGGCAAUCUUUGCUCCCAUUUCUGUUUUUUAGAGGAAUUCUUCAACAUUCCUGCUUGCAAUUCCUGGCAUUUAACUGCUUUGUGCUGGCCAGAAUUCUUGGUAUUCAAAGUCUCUCAUUUUCUUAUUUUCCUGGAAAUGCAAGCUUAUUUUAUGCCCCCAGUAGUAGUGACCUGCCCCAACUGGAAAAGGAAAGAAAGGGAAAACUCUUGUCUGACUGCCUGUUUAUCCAUCAGGCUCUGCCUGUUAAGAGAACCUCGUCAUGAUACUGUGGGUUGAUGAACGCUGAAUUAAAAACCUCUGAAUGAGCCGCCCUCUUUGAGAUCAGACCUUCUUUGAUAUCAGCUUCAGCAAUGCAGGAAGCUAUAUCUGCAGGGGAAAACCCAGGAAUUUUGUGGCUGUCCAAUGUGCCCUGCUAGAGAGAAGUGGCUACUCAGUUUGAUGUUGGGAUAUCCACCAUGGCAAAUGUGGUCCUGGAGUUUUGGUUUGCUAUCAGACAUCUGCUACCGAGCCAGUUUGUGAAGCUGGUGUGGGGAAUGUUCAGGGUGGCAGCAGAGGAUAUAUUGUUAAUUAAUAUCCUUCUUAACUUGUGCUAGCAAGUUCCUUUACUUAGCAGAGUUACAUUCCCCUUUUUACAUGCACAGCAGAUAGCUGGUUGCAGGCUCGUGUUAACCUCUCACUAUUAUACAAUUCAGUCUGUCUCAGAUUGAAUUUAUGCUCCUGGUAAGUUUCCUUGAAUCACUCUUAAAAGAAUAAAGGCACCACAAUCUUAUUCAAAGUCAAUAAAAGAGGUUUCUCACAUCAGUUCACAGUUGGAUUCCUGAAGGCAGACUUAGUAAUAAUUAUUAUUAUUAUUAUUAUUAUUAUUAUUAUUUAUUUAUACCCUGCCCAUCUGGCUGGGUUUCCCCAGCCACUCUGGGCGGCUUCCUACAAAGAUUAAAAUACAGUGGUCUGUUAAACAUUAAAAGCUUCCCUAAACAGGGCUGCCUUCAGAUGUCUUCUAAAAGUCUGGUGGUUGUUUUUCUCUUUGACAUCUUGUGGGAGGGCGUUCCACAGAGCUGGUGCCACUACCAAGAAGGCCCUCUGCCUGGUUCCCUGUAACUUGGCUUCUUGCAGUGAGGGAACUGCCAGAAGGCCCUUGGCGCUGGACCAAAUAUGUACAUGUGGAUCUACCCCAUAUGGGGGAAUAAUCCCAGUGCUUCUGCUAGCUGAGAGCUAGCAGAGCAGUCCUAACUAAAAGCUGGUCAAACGAAGAAGGAAGUCAAAAAGAAGGGAAGGGUGCUGUGUGACUUGACCUUUUGUUACCUGGACAGGUUAGGUUACACCCACCUUCUAUCCCAUGCAGAAGGAAGGAUGUUGCAGCCAAUAGGAACAGGAAGUUUCAACUGGCUGGACCAAACAUUCGCUUGCAUGUCUUCUCUAGCAUUACAAGGAAUGUUGUACUUUUUUUAAAUAUAUAUAUAUAUAUUAUUAAGGAUUUUCUUGUUUUACAGAAGUGUAGUGCCUCGUUGUUGUUUUUUUCAUGUAACAUUUUUACAAAUCCGUUUCAUUUGUUGAGGCAUUAGGGGGAGAAAAAGAAAAAGAAAAAAGAAAGGGGGGGUGGAGAGAGGGAAGAUGGAUAGGGGUGGGGUCGGGUGGCGGUGUUUCUAUUAUGUUUAAUGUAUGUAGAGUUUGGUGUCAGCGUUGCUUGUGUUGUUCACUUGUGUUCCUUUGUUGGUGAGAGAGGUUGGGGUUGGCCUAGGGUGUGAUUGUUUGCUUGUGAUUGGCUGUGGUGAUCUUUGUUUUCGUGUGUGAGUGAGGUGGGUGGGUGUUUUGGAUCAGGUUAGCCAUAUUGAUUUGUAUGCUGUUGGUGGAUUAUUGUCAUUGUCCUGUUGGGCUGUGUAUGUGAUAAAUGGGAGCCAUACCGGGCGAAGGCGUCUUCUUCUGUUUGUCCCCGUGUCAGUUUCAGUUUAUUAGUUAAUUUUUCUAGUAGGGCUGUUUCCCAUACUAUUUGGUACCAUUGGUCCAUGCUUACUCCUGACAGGUCUCUCCAGUGUCUGGUUAUGGUGUUUCUGGCUGCUGAGAGCAAGGAAUGUUGUACUUGAUUGCUUCUCAUGGAUCACAUCUCACAGCUGGGAGACAACCUACCAAAAGUUGCAGCUCAUUACAGAAUUGCCAUGUGUUACAGGUGCAUGUCGGCUUAACAGUAGCAGGGCACUGAUUUUAGUUUUCUUUCUUUUUUUAUUCUGGUCUUUGUGCAGGGGCUUCCCCCACUGCAUCGGUGUGGUAGAUGCUAUCCCAGGACAAAUCAGAUCAACACGCCAAUAGGAAAAGCUAUCAUUCCGUUCCCAUUACAAGGAACAGACCACAGUGUAAACGUUUUAUCAGUCUGGAAGUUAGCAGGAGUGGCGAAAACCGCGAUGCCUUCAUUUCUGCAAACUGCACCUUGCCAUGAAAUGGAUGUUGGGUAUUUGUGCCUGGAAACCCUGCUGUACUAAUUCACGGCAAACACAUACCUCGCAGAAGAAGGGGUUGAUGGAAUCAUAGAGUGCGCCCCCCCCAAUGCUAUUCAGCCACGGUUUUAAUAGAUGCACGAUUUGGUUGCUUUAAGGGAUGCUGAUGUUGUCUCAAAUGCAAACUCCCAGUUGCUGAAGAUAACGUGUCUGCUGUAAUAACAGCCUGUGUUGUCCUGUACAAUAUUUGUGAGUUAAAGGGUCACUCACUGGGUGCAGUUGACUGUAUAGAACCUGGAAUCAUUCCUCCCUCAUAUACAGAGGAGCGCUGACCAUACAGAAACAGAACUGCGGCAGAGUGGAGCAUUAUUAGUUCCGUCUUCGUAUGAUUUUCAGCAGGUGAUGCUUUGAAGGCACAAAAAUGCAGAGACCCUGCUGAAACUUCAGAGAAUUAAAGGACUGAGCAUUGCUGGGGCCCCUAAGUAGCCAAAGAUGCACUGCCCCCCAAACUGUUUUUUUUCACUUUGCAUGGGACACUUUAGAAAGAUGUUGUGGAAGAAAAUUAGCAUUUUGCACAUCUCCUUCUUUUAAGGAGACUCACUGAGGAUACCCCAGCAGCCCCCACCUCCCAGUGUAUAAAGCCAUUAAUAAUGCACUGAAUUUACA
This is a messenger RNA of Podarcis lilfordi (Lilford's wall lizard), 16394 nucleotides long. The record is from the annotation of a GenBank genome assembly. NCBI's taxonomy places the organism in Eukaryota, Metazoa, Chordata, Lepidosauria, Squamata, Lacertidae.